Penicillium alfredii is the source of this 1938-nucleotide messenger RNA. RefSeq lists its product as uncharacterized. The transcript is spliced from 4 exons. NCBI's taxonomy places the organism in Eukaryota, Fungi, Ascomycota, Eurotiomycetes, Eurotiales, Aspergillaceae. The record is from RefSeq and is a predicted model, not a curated record. Gene Ontology annotation, molecular function: protein binding. Bases 1 to 1938 code for a protein of 645 amino acids.
AUGGGCAUGAUGCUAGACACUCUGCCGUGCGAGGUCUUGACGAUGAUUGCCGACUGGUUGCCACCUGCCAGUCUCCGUGCGCUCGGCCGAGUAUCGUCGGGAUUAUAUUCUGUGCUGGUCCCGCAACUCUACCGUGCGGUGACGUUCCGCGCUGCGAGUGAGUGGGCGCUGAAUGUCCUCGACGUCGAUUCUUUCCUGCUCCACCAUGGGCAUUCAGGGACCACCAGCUUUCUUCAACACACGCGACAUCUAUAUAUCCAGGCUCCGAUCCACCUGGCCCGGUUUAACCGUUGUGCCUACUACAACAUCUUCCGCACGGCAGGACUGGCCCAAGGCCCGUCUACUCUCGGCGCCGCGGAUGAAACAAGGGCGCACGAACAAUUCCUGGACGACAUUGCGGACCAGCUCCACGUUGUUCUUGCGCAGUUAAAGCCGGAUGGCCUGCGUACUUUUCAAUGGCGCCUGGGCACUUGUAUCCCGGCGGGGGUUUUGGACGAAGGAGGCUACCUAAGCCGGCGUCAAAACCGCCUCACAUGCCUCUCGCUAGUCACCGAUGGUACCUGUCCCCACGCAUGUCAUCGUCUGGACAGUCUAUCUCAAUUAUCAAGUUUGACUAAACUGGAGUGGGACGGAAUCCAGCAUCCGGCCGAGGUUGAAUCGCUGCGGCAGUGCAUCCGGCGGAACUGGAAGCAUCUGAAUGAUCUGUCCAUCGGAUUCGUCUUAUCUCCCAACGCCCGGAGCCUGCGCUGGGACGACCUGGGAUUGCGUUGGCCGGGCGCCGGGCCCUGCGACGAAGACGAGUCCACUCAUUUUCCGCCCCUUUCAACAUUGUCGCUUUCCAAAGUGUCACUCUCAGAGAACCUGCAAGAUUACUCCUCCUUUCGUAGCCUCCAAGCGUUGACAUUGCGUGACUGCCCGAAUGUGCUUCGCUUCCUGCGUUCAUUAUCUGGGUCACGAAUCACGCUGAACCUCCGGGAGUUUGAACUGUGCUGUGAUUUUUUGCUUCACGAGCCCGAUGACGAUUACGAAUUUUCUUCGGUUGUUAAGUUUUUGUUCUCUUUUCGGGGGCUACAGCAUCUCCGAUUGAGGCUAUCCAAUUUCCCGGAGUUGGGCUUCCGAGUGGAAGAUGCCAUCCGACACCACCGACCAACACUCGAGAGCCUGGUUUAUCAUCAGCGCCAGCUCGCGCCGAUCGACAACGAAGGGCUGUUUGAGGAUGAUCGGGACGUGUCGCCAGUUUGGAUCCCUGAUCUACCGGCUAUUGUCGACCUGUGCCGGGUAACCACGCUGGCGCUGUGUGCGAAUCCAUCCGCCGCCCGGAUGUGCCUUCAACCUGCAGCCGCAAAUUCCACGCUUCAGGUCUUGCAUCUACGGUUCAGCGGUGCCGAGCGUAUGCACUGGGACAUCCGACACGAGGUACUCGCUCUUCUACGCAAAAGGCGAGGGGGCUGUUCGCCCACAGACCAGGUGGACGAAGUGGACGAAGUGGCCGAGAUUCCGGUGUAUUCCGACGGCGAAAGCGACCACGUGAGCUUCUUUGAUCACUAUUUCGAUUGCUCGAUGACCUGGCAAUCCGACCUGCAGAAGGUAGAAAUGGAUACUCCCUCGGCCCCGUCCGAGGCGGAGGAUUUUGUGGCUUUUGCCGAAUGGGCGUUCGGCCCCAGCGGCUUGCCGGCGCUGCAGGUUCUCGCAUUUGGAGACUUCUCCCACGACGAUCGGUACCCGGGGCAGCAGUUUGUGGUGCGGCGGGAGGACCGGUCGGGGCCAUGCAGCGGCGAAGGAUCGGGUCCCUCGGUCUGCAAUAACCAUAAUGGCUUGUCAUUCUGUCCAGCGAGCAUGGAUGAUCCCUCGAUUUGGGAUGGUGUCUCGUUAGACGGGAUUCGACUUCUCACUGCAUGCCCGGACGGUGGCUUGAUCGAGUCCCCGUAUGAGCUAUAG